CCGCCGUUCAACUGCAGCUCGGGCGACUUCAUCUUCUGCUGCGGGACUUGUGGCUUCCGGUUCUGUUGCACGUUUAAGAAGAGGCGACUGAACCAAAGCACCUGCACCAACUACGACACGCCGCUCUGGCUCAACACCGGCAAGCCCCCUGCGCGCAAGGACGACCCCCUGCACGACCCCACCAAGGACAAGACCAACCUGAUCGUCUACAUCAUCUGCGGGGUGGUGGCUGUCAUGGUGCUCGUGGGUAUCUUCACCAAGCUGGGGCUGGAGAAAGCGCACCGGCCCCAAAGGGAGCACAUGUCCAGGGCACUUGCAGAUGUCAUGAGGCCACAGGGCCACUGCAACACCGAUCACAUGGAGAGAGACCUUAACAUUGUCGUUCACGUCCAGCACUAUGAGAACAUGGACACGAGAGCCCCCAUAAACAAUCUGCAUGCCACCCAGAUGAACAAUGCUGUACCCACCUCUCCUCUGCUGCAGCAGAUGGGCCAUCCCCAUUCGUAUCCCAACUUGGGCCAGAUCUCCAACCCCUAUGAACAGCAGCCACCGGGCAAAGAGCUCAACAAGUAUGCCUCUUUGAAGGCAGUCGGAAAUUCUGAUGGUGACUGGACAGUGGCGACACUUAAGUCACCAAAAGCUGACAAGGUCAAUGACGACUUCUACUCCAAGCGACGGCAUCUGGCUGAACUGGCCGCCAAGGGCAACCUACCUCUUCACCCGGUAAGAGUAGAGGACGAGCCCCGGGCCUUCAGCCCCGAGCAUGGGCCUGCCAAGCAGAACGGACAAAAGUCCCGCACCAACAAGAUGCCCCAGCAUCCCUUGGCCUACAACUCCACCACCAACUUUAAAGGCUGGGACCCCAAUGAGCAGUCUCUCCGGCGGCAGGCGUAUGGCAACAAGGGAAAGCUGGGCACAGCCGAGUCCGGCUCCAGCGACCCCUUGGGAACUCGCUCCCAGCAUUACCCACCCACACAGCCAUACUUCAUCACCAACAGCAAAACGGAAGUGACUGUCUGAGCUGGCACUGCAGGGAGCACCCUGGAGACCACACUCAACUGAGAGAGGCAAAAAACACCCCGCCCACACUGUCCCUGCCCCGCCCCCCCACAUUGCACCCACACUCACUCUCGACGGGAACCGACUAGGGACCUACUGGUGAUGCAAAUCACGCUUUUCCUGGGUCAUGCAUAAACGCGUCAGGUGGGGGAAGAACUGAAGCAUGGACAUUCAGCAAUACUGCAAAGGGGAAACUGAGGCACAAUCUUUUAGCUCCAGGCCCAAGGUGGCCAACUCACAUGCCCAAACUGUGGGGCUAAGUUUUGUUUUCCUCCUAACUUGAAACUGAAAUCCAUGAUGAUAAAAAGAAAUAUAUAAGUAGCACAAUUUAGAGAAAUUGUCCAUUGGAGCACAUAUUACAUUUGCUACGUGCUGUCUGUUUCUGGGUGAGAGGGAAGUAGAGAAAGAACGAGGGUGGACACAGAAGCCAAGAGUGCGCUUUAGAGGAGUUGCCUUGGGAGGAAUAUGCCCAUAUUAUAUGCAUUUUCUAAUCCCAAGAAGUGAUAUGGACACAAAACGAUGACAAUUGUGGGACAGUAACUGGACCCCAACCAUUGUAUCAAUAGUAUUUUUCAUAUCAUCACUGUUGAAAGCAAAAAAAAAAACCAAACAAACAAACAAAAAAAACAAAAACCCAACAACAUACACUUGAAAUCACAAAAAAUAAAUGGACCCUGAACCCACUGACAGUGAUCGGAAAGAAAGAGCUUUUUAGAGGACUCGCCUAGAGACCAUGACCAUGGGGAUGGGGGAGAGGCGGGGAGAGGAUCCAGAGAGAAUACAAAAUGACUUUUAAAAAGGACACAUAUAAGCCUGCUACAAAACAGAGAAGAACAGCAAAUGAACUUUUGUCCAAAAUGUUCAAGACUUGGGAGAUCAGAUUGAUGCCACCACCAUCACCACAACAAAAUCUACAUCUGGAAAAGUCAACAGAGAUGGGAUGAGGACCCAGAAGCCUCUGAUUUCUGGUGGUUCUCCUUCCCCUCCCAGACCUGAAACAACCACAGAAACAAAGUCCUCUAUGAACUGUCUAUCUCUGAUUUCCCGUCCCCUUUAGCGCGUUCCUGCCGCCGCUGCCAAACGUCAACUGCUUUGGACUGAAAAUGUUAUAAGCGUGGGUGGUGCCUUCAAUGUGUUGCCGUUGUUUCAUGACAGUCUUGUUUCUCAAGUGCGACCUGUGUUCUUUUAGCCUUCCUCCUUCCUGUUUUUCUGCAGUGGUAGACAUUGUUUCUCUUCUUCCUGUGUAGGUGAGCCCAGCCCGUAACACCUCUGAGGGGCUGCUGCGGUGUCAGCAGUACCUAAGGACACUCCUGCUGUCCCCACAGUUCCUCCCAGUCACCUCCCCGCAUAUCCCACGCCUUCAUCACUCGCCUGGAAUUUCCUGAGGUUAUCUUUGAGAUUGGUUCUUAUAACCAAGAGCCCUGGGAUAUCCCAACAAAAAAGCAAUUUUCUUAAAAGUCCCGUUUGUCUAAUGACAGCCCUGAGAGAUACAAGGAGGGAGAAGAGAAUAUUAUAUAAAGUGAGAAGUUUCCAACUAGCCCCCGAACAGCUUAGCUAAUUGAUAGGAACUCCAGAACACCCACAGACCCUUUGUUGUCAGAAACUGCCAACGAACGGAGUGUUUCUUGCAACAUUCUGCCUGCCAUCUCUCCACUCUAGCGUCAUAGAAUCAGCACAACCAGGUAUUUAUUCUCCCCCUCACUCCCUGCAGAUAUGGAGACACUGACAUUACCUUUGAUCUCUCUGGGCCUUAGUUUCCUGUCUGAGGAAUUGGGGCUAGGUCAAGCUUUUUGAAGUAUCAAAACCUCUGCCUAGUUUUAAGUUGACAUCUUGCAAAGAACCUGCUAUAUAAGGUUUCCACGAAUAGAGAGACAUGGUGUGAGAUGUAGCAGGGGUCAGAGACCCUUUCAUGCUGAGGCCCUAGCACUCCCCAAAGUCAGCAGCGGAGUCACAGUGCCGGGCAUGGUCAAUACCCCUUUGAUGUUAGUUAGCUAUAGACCUGCAACAUGUAGGUAUCUCUCUGUAUCAUCAUUACACAAUAUUUGUAUCUAAAUUGCUUCAUUUUUAAUAUACAUUAUUUUUAAAAGGACAACUUCCUUCCUCCAUUGUAAACAGAAGAUCAGUAUCAUUUGUCAUAAAUAGGAAUAAGAAUUAAAAGAAGUGCAAAGACAACAAGGCAGCAGUGAUUAAAUUCUAGCUAAGUACUGGUACCUGUGGGAACUUCACACCCUCAAGUCUGGCACAAGCUUGCUCUAUUAAAAAGAAAUUAGGAAAUGUGAUAGUUGUUCAAGAUACCAGUACCCGAUGGAGACUUUCCUUGGAUUAAUCAGAUGAACCAAAGGGUAAAUUAAAAAGGAAUCCUCUCUUCGGGUGAGUCUGUGUUGAAUAGUACUAUAUCCACUGUACUCUACCUACAGUCAUUUUGCAUAAACUAGAGGUAAACAGCCCACACUUCAGGAAAUUCUGAGUUUAUCUGCAAGUCUCCCUCCAGCUCAAAGGUUCAAUGAUUCCUGCCUCCCUCCUCGCUUAUCCUUGGUCUUGGGCCUCAACCCACUUUAUCUCGCCCUUAUCUUAACUCUAAGGGUUUUUCUUGGUCUCUGAGUCUGUUGUGUUUUACCUUUUCCUCAUGCUGCUCCUUUUUGAAGCAAACUUCAUCCCGUGAACUUGGAUCCUUGGAAUCUGCAGAUCUAAUUUUGUCAGCCCUGAUGUAGCCUGUUCUGUAAGAUGAGGAAGCCCAUGGCGAAGCCCAGGAGGAGUAGGUUACUGUCCAAGGAGGACAUCCCCAGAAGUACUCCCAUCUCAACACCUUCUACCGAGGGGGACAGUGUAGAGAGAGGACUGGAGGAGGAAGUUUGGGCCGGAAAGGCCUGUUUCUCCUUUGACUUCCUCUGGGAAGUGUAGACGGACCUCAUAAUACUGCCGGUGAGGUGAUCUGCGGAACUGUAUGACUGCCAAUUCCAAGGCAAGGGUCCUACAGCCAAGGUGAAGAGACCUAGCAAAGAAAAACCUGAUGAAAACAGACUGUCCUCUGCUCAUUUUAUGCCCUGGCACUAGCCUCUUCCUCCCUCUGGCUGUGCCCUGAUUUCCAACCCAGGGGGGCCAGUCUGGCCUCCAUUUGCCUUGGGCUCUGCCUGGCAUCCCCAUCGAAUUCCUCCAGUCUCUUUGUGUAAAUGGAGCAUAUUUUAUGUGCAAAUAUUUUAGUAACCGUAUGUUCUGCAAGUAAACCUGUGUUAAUACUUGUCACAACUGCAGAGUUUAUGAUACCAAUAAUACUUCCUACAAUGAAGAAAAAAAAACAUUUGUUUGUUUUCUAAGAAUGUUUAUUUGUAAACAUAUGUAUUCACUAUAUUAAUAUGAAUUUCUUACCUGGCAAUAAAACUGAUUAUAUGUGAUCCUGUUGAGGUUGCUGUGCAUUUUUCUAGGGCUCUACAUCCUAAUCUG
This is a messenger RNA of Fukomys damarensis (Damara mole-rat), 4500 nucleotides long. RefSeq names its product shisa family member 9 (gene Shisa9). The annotation marks the transcript as partial. Gene Ontology annotation, cellular component: dendritic spine membrane; AMPA glutamate receptor complex; postsynaptic membrane. The transcript has 5 exons. Gene Ontology annotation, biological process: regulation of AMPA receptor activity; regulation of short-term neuronal synaptic plasticity. The record is from RefSeq and is a predicted model, not a curated record. Lineage: Eukaryota; Metazoa; Chordata; Mammalia; Rodentia; Bathyergidae.